UUACAGAUAACCCAAAAGAAAUGGAUCGAUAUGGUGUAUUUCGACAAACAUCUUUACUUGUUUGUCUUCCAGAUCUUAUGCAAUUACAUUGUCCAAUACAUAUGUAUAUUAGAAUAUUAGAAAUUGAAAUGUAUCAUAGUUUUCAAACAAUUCAAGAACCAGAAUUUAUUAGUCCAAGUUGUUCAUUGAAAAUAAAUCAAUUUGAGAAAAAGAGAAAACAUGAAUUAAACAUAAAACAAAUCAUUGAAUGUAACAAUAAAUUGAACAUAGUUAAAAUGAUUAAACAAAUGUGUGAUGGAAGAAAAAGCUGUGAACUACAUAUAUCUCAAUUAAUACCUAAUUUAACUCAAUGCUCUGAAGAAAAUAAUUCUAUUCUUAUUAAAUAUCAAUGUUUACCUGAUCUUGAUUCAGCUUUAUUUGAAGCAAUCUGUACAGAUACAUAUAUGGAAGUAAAAUGUAAUACAGAACGUUCUAUAAAUGCACUUGUUAUACUAAAUGCAAAAUUUGAAAAAGAAAUUAAAUUAUUUGAUAGAAGUUCAACUUAUGAAUGUCCAAUUGUUCCAACGGAGAUACCAAUUGGAUUAUCAGACAAUGUAUGUUCAUCUACAAUAGAUAUUACUGAUUAUUUGAGUAGUUCAUGUGAUGGACAUAGUACUUGUUCAGUUAAUCCAAAUACUAUUGAUUUAUCAAUGAAUAAAAUACAAAAAUGUGGUAAAAUGCAUCUUAGUUUAGUUUAUGUUUGUGUACCACCGGAACUAAUUAUAACAAAACAUUUUAUAGAUACAAAUAAUGAACGACAUACUGAGAAACAAAAAACAAAUCAAAGACAACCUAAAGAAAUUCAAACUGUACGUUCCGGUAAUAAAAUUCACACAUUAAAUCCAUCUGAUGUAUCAUCAUCAUCAUCAUCAUCAUCAUCAUCAUCAUCAUCAUCAUCAUCAUCAUAUGAGAAGAAUCAACGAUCAUUUAUCAAAACGGAUAUUGAACAAAAUAAGAAAAACCGUUUCAUUGAUUCAAAAAAAUCAAUAAAUAUACAAAUCAAUAAACGAACAAAUCAAGAACCUUAUAUACAAUCAAUGAAUUCAUCUCUAUUACAAUCAAUAUUUAUUGGUAUUGGUAGUAGUUUAUUCAUUGUUUUAACUAUACUACUGAUCAUUAUAUUAUUAUAUCGUAAAUAUCAUAUAAGAAAUACUGAAAUCAAAUCGAAAUCUAUACUUAAAUCAAAUCAAUGUUCAACAAUAUGUUUCUCUCAUACAAAUGAUGAUUGGUCAACAACUCAUUCCAAUGUAUUACAUAAUAAUACUAAUACUAAUAAUAAUAAUAAUAAUACUAAUCCAUCUAGAUUAGAGAUACCUUUAACAAAUGAUUUAAAAUAUUUAUGUUCUAUAUGUAAAUUACCAAUUCAUUCAUGUACUACUAUUAUAAAUGAUUUACAUAAAUAUCAACAUGAACAUUGUCAAUGUUAUAUGAAUUCGAAUACAUUAGGAAAUAUAAAUAGUUGUAAUGUACAUCAUGAACAAUAUGAUAGUAAAUCAUGUUGUAUCAUAGGACAUCAUCAGAAUACAUCUGAUUUAUAUAGUAUGAAAAUGAUAUCACCUACAUUAAAUCAAUCACCAUGUUUAUUCAAUGUAUACCCAUUAGAUAUAUCAAAUGAUAUAAACUCUACUUUACUUCCACUUCAUACAAAUACAAUGAGCAGUGAAAAUUCUAAAAAUACAAUCAAUGAUUAUGUACCAACAAUUACAACAACAACAGUAACAUCAUCAUCAUCAACACCACCAUCAUCAUCUAUUCAUAGUAAUCAUUAUGAAUAUCAUAGAUCAUCUUCAUUAGAUCAUAAAUAUCAAUCAAAUCAUAUAUAUCAUACAAAUUAUAUGAAUACAUCACAAUCCAUAAAUAGUAAUUCAACACGAUAUGGAUAUGAUCUAAACAAUGAAAUAAAUGAUCAUCAUGAAGAUGGCAUGCCAAAAUUCAAUCAUUUUUAUGGAUUAUUAAAAUGUGAUCAAAAAAUUGAUUAUGAUCAUAUCAAUGAACGCCGGUUACGUAAUACUAAUCAAUAUAUUGAUAAUGAUAAUGAUAAUAAUAAUAAUAAUAUUAUAAUGGAUCAUUGUCCAUAUGAAAUGAAAAAAAUUCCAAAUGAAAUAAUCAAUAAAGAAAUGAUCAGAUCACCAUCGAAUCAUUUCACUAAUCCAAUCGAUAUUGAUAAUUGUAUUGAAUCAUAUAAAAAAUAUAAUCAAUAUCAUGAAAAUAAAUCAAUCUAUGAAAUCAAUUCAACAAUUCAAUCAACAUUUCAACGAAAAGAUAUCAAUCCUCAAGAAUAUGGUUGCAUAACAUUAACUAAUAAUAAUAAUAAUAAAAAUAUGUAUUUAUUAAAAAAAAUAAAUAAUAAACAACCACCACCAUCACCACCAUCACCACCACCACCACAGCAACAACACCAAAAACAAUUACAUCAUAAAAAAGAAAUAAAUGAAAUAAAAUGUAAAAAAUCUCUAAUCCAUAAUCCUAAUUUAUUAAUGAAUUCAAGAUGUAAUUCAUUAGAUAAUGAAUCGAUUGAAAGUCUUGCUUUAUCAUUUAUUGAUCCACCACAAAAUUUUCGUACAUCUAAUCAUGAACUACAUUUACAGAAUAAUAAUAAUAAUAAUAAUGAUCAUAAUGAUAAUCAUAAUAAUCAUAAAUCAAUAAUGAUGAUAACAUUAACUCCAACACAUAAACCACCAGAUUUAAUUUUAAAAAGUGGUAAUUAUCAUGAUGAUGUUAAUGAUUUAGAACGACCACCACCAAAAAUGCCACCAUUAAAAGGUAUAUUAAUUAAUAAAUCUAUUAUUAAUAAUGAAAAAAAUUAUGCAUUUUAAUUGUAUUUCUUAUGUUUUAUUCAAUUACUAAUAUAUUCAUGUAUUCAUAAUCAAUAUAAACAAUAAUCAAUUAUAGAACAAUAAACUACUACUUAUUAUCUAUACAUUUAUAAUAAACAUUAUUCAAGCGUUGUACAUGUUAAAUAUUCUUAUAAAAAAAUAUUAUUAAUU
Schistosoma spindalis is the source of this 3026-nucleotide messenger RNA. NCBI's taxonomy places the organism in Eukaryota, Metazoa, Platyhelminthes, Trematoda, Strigeidida, Schistosomatidae. The record is from the annotation of a GenBank genome assembly.